Molecule: messenger RNA, 1061 nt
Organism: Paramecium pentaurelia
Lineage: Eukaryota; Ciliophora; Oligohymenophorea; Peniculida; Parameciidae
Source: the annotation of a GenBank genome assembly
AUGAGUAAUGAUCCCUACUAAUGGCCUUUUCCUAAACGUACUGAUCUAAUGAAUUUGCAAACAAUCAGUAACUCAUAUUAUUAUAACAAGUUAAUUAGAAAAUUCAAAGCAAAUCCUCACCCCAAGAGAAACAUCCAAUAAUCAUGAUGUUGAAGGAUCAGUUGCUAAAAAAUGCAAUUAUUAUCAUAAAUAAGAUUUUAUCAACAAAAAUGAUGACAUUGAAGGAGCAAGAUCAAAGUCAAAUAUACGUCCUUCCAAUAGAGCUGAUCUACAGUUAGCUUUAGAUGACAUCAAAGGCACAAGGCCAAAUAUUGUUAAAUUUUAAACUUCACGUCAUCCUCUUAAUCCUCUCGAACCAUAAUAUAAGCUCCCCACUUUUAUGGCCUCUCAACCAGAUCCACCUAAAUUUAUUAGAGAUGCUCAUAACAUUUAAGAUAUCCAAGGAGCUUAACCUAAAUAAACACAUAAAAAACUCAUUAUCAAAGAAUCAGAACAUGAAGAUAUUUAUGGAUCUCAUCAAAUUCCAAGAUUUCAACCAAAAGGUAGAGAUUAAGUUUAAUGUUUAUAGAUAAAAUUGACUCUCUUUAUGUUAAAGAUAUUAACGAUUAUUUAUUACAUAAAACUACCAGAAUUUCAAAUCCACUUGAACCUACAUAUGAACAUUAUGAUGAAAAAGGGUAAUCAUUUUUUAUAAAUUUAGAAAUAAAAUAAUUAUUGGUAAUAUAGAAGGAAGUCAAAGUAAACCACUUUAUUUGAAGGAACAAAGGCAAAGUCUACUCAUAUAAGAUAUUGAUGGCACUUAACCUGGAUCUUUGUCAUCUCGAUUCCUAAGGACUGGGGACAGGAAAGAUUAUCGUGAAACUAACAGUCUUGCAGAUUUGUAAGCUGCAAAAUCAGGUUCUUUGAAAAAAGGAUUGCCUAAUGUUCGAUAUACAAAUCCUUUGAAUCCCUAGUAUUAAAUCCCAGGUUAAAAGGAGAUUUAUGGAUCCGUUUUCACAUAAACUGCAUAAAAUCAUUUUACUAAAGCUGAACAAUUAGAUUAAUUCUUAAAGAAAAAAUGA